Messenger RNA from Aphanomyces invadans, 1632 nucleotides. RefSeq lists its product as hypothetical. Lineage: Eukaryota; Oomycota; Saprolegniomycetes; Saprolegniales; Verrucalvaceae. The record is from RefSeq and is a predicted model, not a curated record. The coding region runs from base 75 to 1511 and encodes 478 amino acids. The transcript has 4 exons.
GUUUUAUUGUAAAACCUGGCGGUGCAAAGACUCAGACAGGUUUGGUCCGUCGAAAUCCCCCCUCCCACCUAGAAAUGGCGCCGCCGUCGCCCCGCGACUCCAAGAAUCGACGGCCACAGCAUUCAUCGCUCGGCCUCCGUUACCUCCUACUGGGUUGUGUCGUUGUCCUUGUGACGUUUCAAGCAUACGUGGCCUAUGCGUCGACGCGGACUGCUGGCCGCACACAGAGUUUCCGUACAAGCAACGCCCACUGGGAACCCGACGUGCUGCACCUGAACCAGUUCAACGAGCUGUGUCUGACCAAGGGAGACACGGUAAUUGCGUGGAAACCGAAUCAUCAUGUGCGCAUUCUCAAGCAGGACACGAACCCCGACGUGUUGUUGUCGGAACUGAGGCAAUGUCCUGAAGUUGACGUGUUCUUGCCGGUGGGGAUACGGUCCCACGGGUACUGCGAAGACGCGAUGGCGUACGUCAAGUUUCUGCACACGCGAGCACUGCCCAUGUGGGUGUUUGGCAUGGAGUUCCACGACAGCGACGGAAAGGUGUCCACGUACUUUGACCUGUGUCCGAAUUCCGCCGUGAUGUUCAUGAACCACUACUGGGACGGUCUUGACCAAAUGACCACGUUUCCACCGCAAAAGAAGAUCGUCUUGAUGCCGAACGUGGAAAUGUACGAGCUAAAGCCGACGCACUACCAACGCGCAGACUACGUCAUUGCCAAGACCAAGGACGGGUAUCGCCGCAUCACAGACUGGUACAAGACAGCUGGUAACAACCCUCGCAACACCCAAGUCGUGUUUGCCCAACACACGACCAGCGACCCGACCGCAACAGCGGCGCUCAAGGCAAAGACGGACCCGACCUUCGGCGCGAUCGCUCCAAAAGACUGGGACAACCUCACCAUUUUCCACGCAAACGGCCGCAGCACUCAAAAGAACACGCCCAAAAUCCUCGACUGCUGGCACGACCGGCCGGACAUGCCGCUCCUCCACGUGUACUCGAACGACGGGCCGUCCAACGACACGUACUGGAACCAUUUCCGCGACAAGAAGCCGUGGAAUCUGAAGUAUCACAACGGCGAAUUCAUCGAGCCGGCCAAAUUUGGCAAGCUGAUGGCAGAAGCGUCGGUGAUUUUGUGCCCGAGUAUCAUGGAAGGAUUUGGCCACUACAUCAACCAAGCUCGCGCUGCGGGCGCCCUCGUCGUCACAACCGACGCCGCGCCCAUGAACGAGUUUGUCGAUGAGUCCAGUGGGGUGCUCAUCGAGAACGCUGUCGCGCGGCCGACGUGGGGCAAGGUUCUGAUGGGCAAUGACGACACGGAAUUCGACGUGACCCCGGGCGAUAUUUGUGCCGCCAUGGACAAGAUCCUCGCCAUGUCCCCGCACGAACGCGCGAUGAAGGCGCGCGAAGGUCAGCAGCGGUAUUUCGACCAGCUCCAAUUUUUUAGCGAUCGCAUGGACGACUUUCGGUCGACGUUGCGGGCGGAAAUGCAAAAGCGCGCGACGCCGUAGAGCCCCAUAUUAUUCCUAGCGUGUAUUUAGUUUCGGGUAUAUGGUCUUGCGCCGACUCGGCGCCAAAAUUGGAUUAACACCCGUGGCAGUCUUGUUGUUCGACUGAAAUGGAGCCUUGCAA